CCAUCAGCAAAUAAAAACUACAAGUACCAAACUGAUGCUGACAGGAAACUAAAAUGAAGUCAAAAUAAGAGAAAUAAAAACAUGUUCUAAUAACUCUGAUCAUAUAAAAUAGUUGAGUUGUGUGACUGAGGCAUGAACACAGAAAGUCUGGUACAGGUUAAGUGACAAUAAUCAUGUUUUUAGUUCUUAAACAUAGCAAAUGAUGUUUCUACAUCCCACAUGAAUUCGCAUUAGUUGCCUCACACUCACUUUUUUGUGUGCAUGUAAACGGGUUCAUUGCUAUGCAGAAAGACAAACGUACACAAACACUAUAAACACAUGAGGGCACGCACAAACACAUAAGAACUGCACACAGAAACACACACAAACCAAAACUAGAGACAUCCUCCCACUGCACAAACAAAACCAAAAAGCACCUGUCAAACUGGUAGUUUCGAGUGGUGGAAUGGAUGGGUAGGUGGAGUGGAGGAGACAUAGAGGGAGGUGCGGAAGAAGAGAGAGAGGAAGAGAGAAAGAUCGCCUUUAAAAAGCAGAUUAAAACAGGUUACGCAUCUCAUUCUGGAGGAAAUCAGACACACAUACACACACACACACACACACACAGUGUUUUGGACUAUGGCUUCCACAACCGUAGGUGAUAUUCUGCCCACAGGCGGCAGGAUCUUAACCUCCAUUCCUGACCUGUUCUUCAUCCCCGAGUUUGUGUUCGGUGGUUUGGUGUGGAUGCUGGUGGCGUCCACCUACGUGGAACCUGAGAACCCUCUGGGCUGGGUGAUGUUCGUCUCCGUCUUCUGCUUCGUCAUGACGACACUCUGGUUCUUCAUCUUCCUCUGUGGAGCCAAUCAGAGCAAGAUCUGGCCCUCCCUGGAUGUGGGUUAUCAUUUUGUGGCAGCGGUUUUCUACCUCGGUGCGUCGGUGCCUCUGGCGUAUAUCACCCUUAUAAGAGGAGAGGCUGUGAAACUUAUCCCAAGUGGUGUGCCGCUUAAUCCGCUAAUGGAGGAAAUUCUCAAAAAGUACCGACUGAGCAUCGCUGCAGUGGUGAUGUCCUUUCUGGCUACUCUCCUCUACUUCCUCCAUACCAUCUUCUCCGCUAUUCGAUGGAGGAGGUCCUAAAAAGCACCAACAACAACCACAAAUAAAAAGAACAAGAGGACCAAAAACCGAAGAAACCAAAUAACCCACUGAUCUGUCAUUGGAAUAAAUACAGAAUUACGUUUUUUUUUUGUCCGUUUAAUUUUCAUCUCAGACAGUCUGAAAAAUAACCAAAGUGCCAAAACAUCAAAUGAACGAAUGAGCGUAAAACAAGCAGUCAGAAAUAAAUGUGGUAUAAGGAAGGUGGAUAAAUAAGUGUAUAAAUAAUCAGUAAAAGCAUUUAUGAGCAGGUAGUACAUUAGGAUACAUGAAGACACAUUUAUGAAAAAACUUAACAAGAGAAAAGUCUUAAAGGGUCAGUUCACCCAAACUACAAAAAACAACCCCGUAUGUUCUGUAUGUUAGAACAAGCUGUCACUGUUUUCAUUGGGAUUGUUCACAGUAACCAGGACUAUGUUGCUGGAUUUCACAAGUCUGAGCUCCACAGAUUAAACUUCAUUCACCUCCAUUGUACUAGUGUGCAGGCUGAAAUCUUUUAAAGAGGAAUAUCUUAAAACCUAGACAAAUAAAACCAAAACUAUCUGAAUGGCCAGAUACCACAGUAGAUAAGGUAACCAGCGUUAAAGUUCAGAUAUUUACAAGUCUGUCUUGUUAAUUAUUGGCAAACGUUGGCCCAGGCUGUUGAGCUUACAUGUUAAAGAGGUACUCCAGGGAUUUAGUAGUAAAAGAAUAGUCAAACUUGAAAUAGCAGAGGCCGAUAUAUCGUUACUUUUAUGGUGCAUACACACAUAUGGAUACCAAGUAGUCGGCGUUUUCUGGUUUCUCAUAAAUCUGUAGUUCUGUGUGUGUUUUGUUGCGUACAUAAUUUAAAUACUGUGCUCUGUGCAUUGACAAAAUCACAUUAUAUCCAUUAAAUUUGUGUUUGAUUAUGUUCCAUGCUUGCUUGGUUUUCAUGCUUUUCUGUAUUAGGUGCCAAGUCGGAGUUUGCUUGUUGUAGUUAUGACUUGGAUGUUAACGCUAUUUACAAGUCAGAAGCACGUAAUUGCUGUAAUUACCACGUCAAUGAGCCACACCGUUGCAGUGGGUGACAUGUUCUUUGGCCCUGAAGAGUUUGGGCACGUUAGUUUGUUUGGAAAUGGCUCCAAUGUCGUAGCUCAUUGAUGUGUUUUUGAUAGUUUUUUGGAUAAAAAUGGUGAUCUACGGCACAGAGGAAUAAGAUAUUGGCUCU
Molecule: messenger RNA, 2320 nt
Organism: Thunnus maccoyii (southern bluefin tuna)
Lineage: Eukaryota; Metazoa; Chordata; Actinopteri; Scombriformes; Scombridae
Product: myelin and lymphocyte protein-like
Exons: 4
Coding region: 616-1113 (165 amino acids)
Biological process (GO): myelination
Cellular component (GO): membrane
Molecular function (GO): structural constituent of myelin sheath
Source: RefSeq, a predicted model, not a curated record